Closterium sp. Yama58-4 is the source of this 897-nucleotide messenger RNA. The record is from the annotation of a GenBank genome assembly. NCBI's taxonomy places the organism in Eukaryota, Viridiplantae, Streptophyta, Zygnematophyceae, Desmidiales, Closteriaceae.
AUGGCGCACGCACCCUUGCUGGCGGCUCAUGCGCGUAUAUCGGCGGCGCAGCCGCCCGUGUCGGCGGCAGCGCACGCGCCCUUGUCGGCGCAAGCCGCCGCGCUGCUGCUCUCCGCAUUCUCCAUCGCCGCGCGCGCGCUGAUCGGCGCGCUUCACCUCCUCCUCUCCGCAUUCCUCCUCCACGUGGCAUCAAUCGCCGCGUCCGCCGCGUCGCUCUGCAUCUCCCCGCUCUCUUCCCUCUUCCACGUGGCAAACGCAAACGCCGCGUCGCCUUCAGACGCUUGUAACGGAUCACCGCACGAGCCUCUCCUUAGCGCAGAUGCCGCGGUUUCUCCAUCUCCCACCGCCGCCGGCGGCGGAGGCGUAGGCGGUUGCAACGAGGAGCUAAAAAAACGCAAUGCCAUUGGCCAGCAGUAUCCGCCGCUGUUGCUGUACGGCGGACACGUGGCACAUCAUAGGAGCCACCCGACGCGCCACGGCUUUAACUACGCGGUGCGCUACGCGCUGGUGAACCUCGACGCGCCUCCUGAUUGGUUCGUGCGGUCGUCCGCGCAGCACCACAUGUCGGCCGACGAGGCGCGCUCGUUCGCCGGGACAGAUGGGCCCAUCUUUCUGUUGACCAACCCAACGAGCAUGGGAUACGAGCAGAACCCCAUCAGCGUCUACUACUGCUACCGUGCCUGCAGCAGCAGCACUGCCACUGCCACUGUUGCCAACAGUGGCAGCAGCAGCAAGAGCGAGGGGGGACAGUGUGAGGAGGCGCUUUUGCCCCCUGCUGAGUCCCUGGCAGUUUGCAUUGGCGAGGUGUCCAACACCCCAUGGACCGACCGAGUCACCUUCCUCUUCGCCCCGCUGCUAGACCACGUGCCCAAGCCCCUGCACGUCUCGCCCUUCAUG